Hibiscus syriacus is the source of this 447-nucleotide messenger RNA. Its product is annotated as serine/threonine-protein kinase AFC3-like. Lineage: Eukaryota; Viridiplantae; Streptophyta; Magnoliopsida; Malvales; Malvaceae. Gene Ontology annotation, biological process: protein phosphorylation. Gene Ontology annotation, cellular component: nucleus. The coding region runs from base 1 to 447 and encodes 148 amino acids. The record is from RefSeq and is a predicted model, not a curated record. Gene Ontology annotation, molecular function: ATP binding; protein kinase activity. The transcript is spliced from 6 exons.
AUGGUAGUUGAGAUGGAAGACGUGGAGAAGGCGCGAACCAGGAAAAGGCCUCGUCUUGGGUGGGACGUGGCACCAUCUGGGCCAGAGGCGCUUCAAACUCCGGCAAAGACUCGGCUUUUGUCGCCGCCCAAGAAGGAUGAUGAUCAUGAAGGCCAUUAUUGUUUCAAUCUCGGCGAAAAUCUCACUCCAAGAUAUAAAAUACUUAGCAAGAUGGGUGAAGGCACAUUUGGACUAGUUUUAGAAUGUUGGGAUCGUGAAACACGGGAUUAUGUUGCUAUUAAGAUAGUUAGAAGCAUUCAUAAAUACCGUGAUGCAGCUAUGAUUGAAAUUGAUAUACUUCAGCAUCUGGCAAAGAAUGAAAAAUGCACCUCAGGCUGUGUGAAGAUUCGAAAUUCGUUUGAUUACCGCAAUCACAUUUGUAUUGCAAAUGAGUUGAAAUCCCAAUAG